AUGAGCUCUUUCUGGGCUCGGAAGAAGGAUGACACGAACAGGCCAGAGGGCACUUUCCAACGCCAGGAUGAGAACGACCACGAGAAUGACCCUACGGAGCACCAGGAACCUACGGAGCACACAAGCCUUCUUUCUCGCAAUAAUAGUCAAGGGUACUUGAGUCCAGAUGAUCCAGCUGUUUCACCCUACAAUUUAUGGACUGUGCGCGCCGUGCGCGGCCUCUCCCUCUUUGCGCUGGCCGUCAGCUUCAUGUGGUGGACUUUUCUUCUUGUGUCUAUCUUCGUCAGUCCGCCACUGAUGCAUUCGCGUGGCUCGGGAUUCUUCGAGUUCGCAUAUACGACACUGGCGACCGGUUAUCUCGUGCUGGGACUGCUCUUUUUCGCCGUUCCCUCCAAGGCGAUGACCAUCUGGGGCAUUGUUCUUUCGACUCUGCUACUGGUGGACAUGAUUAUUAUUGUCGCAGUACCGGGCCUUCGUUACGAGGAAGGGUGGGUUGGUAUAGCUUCAGUGGUGUGGGCAGCUGUCAUAUCCAUCUACCAGAUUGUCCAGAAUCGGGCUGUGGCAUGGGGUAAGCGUGAGGAAGAAGAACGACUCACGGGUCGAGAAGAAACUCGUCGCUCGCUACGGGAAUGGGCUGUUGUUCUGUUCGAGACAAUCAUCUUAGCUAUUAUGACCAUCGCUACUGUUUUGUUCACAGCGACUCUGAUCCUCCGUGCUCGGGAUGUUUCCCUUGAAGCUCCCGGUCGUCGGUACUCUGUUCAUGGGGAUACCUAUCAGGUCCACCUUGCCUGUGUGGGAAACCGCACCAAAAAUGACAAUGAACCGACCAUUCUUCUCGAGGGAGACUGGGGCCCUGUUGAGCACAGCCUGCAGCCUUUUAUUGAUGACGCAUACCGUGCGGGUGCUAUCAACCGGUACUGUUACUGGGACAGACCGGGACUGGCAUGGUCGGACAAUGCACCAUCUCCCCAUUCUGCGGGAAUGUCCGUGGAUGUCCUCUCGGAGGCUCUUGCUCUGGCCGAAGAGUCAGGACCUUGGAUCGUUGUCUCGGCUGGAGUUGGUAGUCUUUAUUCGCGGCUCUUUGCCAGUCGUCACCUUCUUGAAGUCAGCGGUAUCUUCCUCAUCGACCCACUUCAUGAGUCUUACCUCCAAGAUGUCGGAAAUCCAGGACGUGGAUUUAUGCUGUGGCUUCGUGGUGUCACUUCACCGCUGGGUUUGGACCGCCUGGCCGGUGCCAUUGUGCGUGGUCGCACCCGAGAAGAUCGAGUCGUCGGCCGCUCCGCCUAUCAGUCUGGCAAGUUCAUCAAAGCCAAGCUACAGGAGAACCUUGUUGCCGUCACAAUGACAGCAGCAGAGGUGCAGUCUGCUCGGCAUAUUCAGAUGGGGCAAACACCUCUGGUUAUCGUGAGCUCUGGACAGGAGAUGCGAAAGGACCCCGAAUGGGCUACUCGGCAGGAGGAUCUUUCCACAAUCACAAACACGCUCCUCGCUUGGGAUGUUGUCCAUGACGCACCGCAUGAAGUCUGGACUGUUGGAGAGGGCCGACAAGUAUUGGAGAAGCGAUUGCGAGAAAUUGUGCAGGACAGCCAGGCCCGUCGGCCGUAUUAA
Molecule: messenger RNA, 1608 nt
Organism: Penicillium atrosanguineum
Lineage: Eukaryota; Fungi; Ascomycota; Eurotiomycetes; Eurotiales; Aspergillaceae
Product: DUF2417 domain-containing alpha/beta hydrolase
Exons: 2
Coding region: 1-1608 (535 amino acids)
Source: RefSeq, a predicted model, not a curated record